This is a messenger RNA of Striga hermonthica, 408 nucleotides long. The record is from the annotation of a GenBank genome assembly. NCBI's taxonomy places the organism in Eukaryota, Viridiplantae, Streptophyta, Magnoliopsida, Lamiales, Orobanchaceae.
AUGGGUUUCGCUGAUGUCGUCCCGAAGACCGCCGAGAACUUCUGCACCCUAUGCACCGGCGACAAAGGCGUCGGCAAAUCUGGCAAGCCCCUCCACCACAAAGUGUCAUCCUUCCACCGUGUAAUCCCCGAUUUCAUUUUUCCAGAGCGGCGACUUCACUGUGGGCCGGGGACAAACGACACGCAAUUCUUCAUCCGCACGACAAGGAUGAAGUGGCUUGAUGACAAGCACAUGGUGUUCGGGCAGGUGGUGGAGGAUUACGACGUAUUGAAGGUGGUGAAGAACGUGGGGUUGGGGAGCCGCUGGACCUCGAGACCGGUGGUGAUCGCCGAAUGGACCAACUCCAGAUCUGGUGGUUAUAUGCCGUUUAAUUUAAAGUUUGUUGGAUACUAUUUCAUAACUACCUAA